Messenger RNA from Lymnaea stagnalis (great pond snail), 16010 nucleotides. Lineage: Eukaryota; Metazoa; Mollusca; Gastropoda; Lymnaeidae. The record is from the annotation of a GenBank genome assembly.
AUACCAAUGUGAAAUAUUACUUUAACUUACCGGUUUUUGCACAGGAGCAUUUUGAAAUUAAUUUUUAAAUUUGUAUUUUAAUCAUGACUGUAAUCUGAUCAAUAGAAUGUAUGUGUGUGUAAUUGUGAACACGACGCAAGUAUUAGAUUAACUUUAACUUUAAGACUUUAAUCUUUAUAAUUUAUAAAAUUAUUAUUAAACUUAAACCGUUAUUUUAGUAUUAAAUAAAAUGUACAUUUUAAUUAUUUAGUCUUCAGUACUCUUUUGUUCUAUUUAUACAGUUAGAUUAGUGGUAAAUUUUAAAGACGAAAGCCACUAUUUUAUCGAAUUUCAUGAAUGUAUCCCUAAAUCGAUCCCAAUGCCUAACAAUCCCUCAACCUAACCUAAACCCUAAUUGCCCUAAUUCACUGCAACUAUAAUAAACACUCAAAAGACGCAUCGGUCUUUGAUUUUACCCAAAUUAGUUAGUAUUUAAUUAGGCUGUGGCUAUUGGUAGUUUACUAUAAAUACUAUAAAAAACUACCAAUUGGUUAAAUAUUGAUUUAUUGAUGUAGUGCCAGUGCCAGUAGUGAAAUAAUUAUUGGUAGUCACUAUUUAUUUUUUAUUACAACACUGAAAUUACUCUUAAGUAUGUAUGUUGCCACACAAAAAACAACAUGUGCCAACAAAAUUUAUUGUCUGUGUUUAGUCUCAUAAAUUCACUCCAAUCCGAUGCCAAUUGGAUUUUCAAGACAUAAUUACAUAAUACACUUAUUUUUCUUUCUUUGUAUAUAUUUUAUUUUAUUUAUGUAUCACAGUAUCACUGCUUAUGUUUUCAUCAAAAUUAUUUGCAGUUUAAAAAAUUGAUUCUGCAUACUCUGCAUAGCAUUUAAAGUAAAUAGUGAUUCCUAGACAUUAAAUUGAUUAAUUUGUGUUAUAGUUGCACAAUAUCAGACCUGUUUGCUCUUACGAUUUUGGCGUACAGUGUACGAUUUUGAGAUGUAUACAUUUUAUGUACUGUAUGUUUAUUUUUUACUAUUAAGAUAAUGUUUGGAACGCUUUUGAGAUGAUAUUGUACGAUUUUUAGAGUUUGAGCGUAAACAGGUCUGCAAUAUACCCGCCCAAUGAAAAUAUUUAAUUUUACAUAAAAAAUAUUGAUGCCUUUAUAAGUUAAUGAGUGCUCAUUAAUGUAAAUAACACUCAGUAGACAUUUCUCCCAACAACUGAAAAUCAAAGCAGGGUGGUGUUGGUUUAUGUGACCAUGUUCCUAAACAAUGUUUGGCCCAAGCUUAUUUUAUCAUCGUUAAGCCUAAUCAUGUUAUUAUACAGUUUCAUUUAACUAAAGUAACAAUAAUAAGCAUGGGGAUGGCUACAGCAGAUAGUUUUAAAACUUUAAAACAGUACUGUAGAUUUAUUAAUUAGUGCCGAGGUGUUGUCACGAGUACAAAUUAGUAUUAAAUGAACGGGGCAAUACUUGGCCAGCCUCAUUGGAAGCAGAUUUUUAAAGCUAAGAUUUUGGUUUGAUUAGAUUGGCUGGACUACCAAUAGCUCUCUAGAAGCUAUUGGUAGUUUACUACGAAUAGCUCCCUGCCUUAACUAGAAGCUAUCGGUAGUAAACUACUUUCUUUAAUUAAUCUAAUUGACUCAAUGUUUAGUCUAACUUUUAGGUGGCUGCCAGUCUAAAGCUUAAGUCUAAAACUAAAGUAACAAUUUAUUACAUACAACACUGUUGUGAAGAGAUGAGAUGCGAUUGUUGAAAUCAAGAAACCUCUUCAGUUUUUCAGAUAUAUAUUUUCAACCAUGCCCAUAAAGUUGUACAUUCAGUUCAUAAAGUAAAGAUACUGCUUUCCAUUUAGAAAACUGUCCAUAUUUUCUAAAUUGGUCAACUGCCAUUCGCUUUAACUUCCAUCAGUCAUAAGUGGUGUCUCAUUAACAGUUGUUUUUUUUCUUUUAACAUAAAUAUAGUAAAUUUCAUUAUAAAGUAGCAGUCAAUAAACUAAUUUUUAAUUAAAUUAGUUUUUUGGAGGAUAGGAUUUCCCACCAUGGGUCCAUUGUGUCUACAGAUGUUAUAUACAGAUUUCAGUUUGUAAACUCCAUAGUUUGUGAUAUAAUUUAAUAUAUGUAUAGUAAAAAUAUAACAAAAAUUUAAAAUAUAAAAUAUUUGUAACAUAAAUCUCCAAUGAAAUUGAAUAAUUUGUUUGUAAUAGGUCAUGUAAGUUAACAUUCUUAAGUUUCUCAUUUGAUCUCCCGUUUCCUUAACUAUUCCAUUAUCUCAUAUUAUUAUUUUUAUUUAAUUUUUUUUUUUUUACAGAAGGUGAAUAGAGCUGCUGAUUGAUCAUGUUUUACAAUUUGCCAUUAAAUCUAAAGAGUUAAGAUAUUUUUUAAUUCACAUUGAGAAACUGAACCCCAAAAAUGAGUGUUGACCGUGCUUAUUCCGAGAGAGAUGACAGAGCUUCCGAAAGAAAUGCUGACAAAUACAGUGAUGAUUUUUCUAGUGAUGAUGAUCAAAGAACACCAACACCACAUAAAUCAUCAACUCAAAAGAAUACACAUCACCAAUACUACCAGGAUCGAUGUAAGUUUGCUAAUAAUUAAUUAAUCUAGACAAAAUCAAAAGAUGUCUUUAAAAUUUUAAUAAAUUCGUAUAAAUCUUUCAGUAUGGUCAUAUGCAUGUUCUUGAAUUUUAGAAUAAAUAAAAUAUAGAAUGCUUCAAGUUCAAUUCCAUAAAAUUUGGCAUAAAGUUAGUGACUUAGUGUUGUGUUACUCAUCAUCCCAAAUGUUAAAAAGUACUCCUUUAAAGUGAUCACUGAACACAUUUGAGACUGGACUGUUUAGUUGAGGUUUUCUUAAUCAGGGGUGCCCUCAUACCCUUUUGGUGCAGGGGGUCUGGUUAGAUCCAGAAAAUCACUUUUAUUUGCAUUUUAUUAGCAUUUUUUUGUGUGUGGGGAAAUAUGUUUUGGAAUCAAGAUGCGGGUGCAGGAAUGUUUUAAAAUAAAUGUUAAGAACCUCUAGUUUAGUUAUUAAUAAUAAACCAGAUUAUUUCAUUAAAUAGAUUUAUUCCAGUUUGAUAUAUUUAGAUGUGUUUUAAAAUAAUUUUUAAAUUUAAAAAAGAUGUACAAAAAUUUUAGGAUCUCACACAAAAUGCAAUUAGGUUCAAAUUGAAAUUAUUUUAUAAAACUUGUCAACCCUGCGAACUGAACAAUGGAAAAAACAAAAACACUCACAACUUUCAAUCCCUCUUAUUUGUGAAUUAUUCAAGGACAAUGGAUUUUUUUUCUUACUUUUUUUUUUCACAUUUAAACUUAAGUAGAUCACUAAAUUUUUAAUUGAUAAAAUAAAUUUUAAAUAAAAGUGUGUGACAAUAAUAAAACAAUUGUCUUUGUUUAUCAAGUUAACUAACUGGUGGUUAUGCUUUGAUACUUUUCCUAUUCCUCUCCCCAUAACAGUACAAAUAAUUUAAUGCUUGUGGGGCAAUGAAAUUUUGCUCAAACAAAAGAAUCCUUUUAAAACGCAUAUUUAAUAUCAACAUCUAGAAAAUGGAAACACCAGCAUCCUAUACUAAUGUCUCGGUGUCAGUGAGAAAACACUUUGUUGACUCAAGUAUUGUCGAGAAAAAUGUUUGUUCCAAUACAAUUGCCAACACCUGCGCAAACCCAUGUGGAUUAACUUUCGUAGGGCAAAUUAUGGAAACUAGAACUGAGGGUAAAUGUCUGUAAAGUUGAAGUUACACAUAUUUAAAGUAUUUUUUUUUAAAAUAAAUGAUUGCUCUAUGUUGAUUUGAAUUUUAUUGUUGAUUUUUGCUGAGUUUUAAAAGGAAGUAACAUAAUAAAAGGGGACAUCAUCCCUGUGGUGCUUGCCAAUAUCCUUCAAAGUCUCUUUAUGAGCUUCUGCGUCACUUUUCAAAACACAAGUGUUAGGAAACUUGACCUGUGUAGUACAUUGUGAGGAUAAAGUCCUUAGGAAACUUGACCUAUUUAUGUAGUACACUGUGAGUAUAAAGUCCGUAGGAAACUUGACCUAUGUAGUACACUGUGAGUAUAAAGUCCGUAGGAAACUUGACCUAUGUAGUACACUGUGAGUAUAAAGUCCGUAGGAAACUUGACCUAUGUAGUACACUGUGAGUAUAAAGUCCGUAGGAAACUUGACCUAUUUAUGUAGUACACUGUGAGUAUAAAGUCCUUAGGAAACUUGACCUAUUUAUGUAGUACACUGUGAGUAUAAAGUCCUUAGGAAACUUGACCUAUGUAGUACACUGCGAGUAUGAAGUCCUUGUAGCUCAAUGGAUUCCUACAAAUAAUUUAGAUACCCAAUGUUGUUAAGAUGACAUGAAUUAUGUUGCUUUUUUUAAAAAUCAUUUUAAAAUAAAUUCCAGCUCCGCAAUUACUUUUAAUUUUUCAUCGGUUCUGAUUCCCAAAAAUUAUAUUAGUUUUUCUGUCUCUUUUAUUUAAUAUAAUAUGCUAAUUUGCACUCUGGGCAGUUGACAUGCCCAAAUAGCCCAUUUACCGCCACAUUAAUUCAUUUGUAUCUGAGUAGUAGAAAUCUUCCUUGGCACAUCUGAUUAUAUCAUGACAUCUUCCUUGGCACAUCUGAUUUUGUCAUGACAUCUCCCUUGCCACAUCUGAUUCUGUUAUGACAUCGUCCUUGCCACAUCUGAUUCUGUCAUAAUAUCGUCCUUGCCACAUCUGAUUCUGUCCUGACCCCCGGCAUAUAGAAGAUAAAUUCUUUACUUCCGUUCAUACUUCAGCGUUGUUGAAGGGCGCGCCCUCUGGCCAAUAUAAGUGCAACAUCCUCUGGGCCACGUGAUGAAAGGCCAUAAACCCAGCUGUGCAAUUAACAAGUCUUAGUCUGUCAAUGUCUCAGUUGAAGAAUAAUAUGUUUUAAAUCACAUUUUAUGGACAGGUAAAACUGUAUUACGUUUAUGAGCUUUGGGGCGUUUCCGUGGAAUUGGGGGAGGGGGGGCUUGUUAAAAGUAGCCAAGGUCAUUUAUCGGGACUUAACUGUGGUUAGCGAGAUGUUGUGACAACAGAAACACCUUUAAACAUUAGUUACUGAAAUGUGAGCGUGACUCUAGUGAUGUCUUAGAUCAAUGGUUGGUAACGGGACUUGAAAGCUCUCCCAAGUGUAGAUAUGUCACUCUCGUUCGUGUCUGAAGCUUCGCAAGAUUUAUUUGUAUUUAGCACAUGGCGGCAUCGACCGCUAAGAGAGAUGAGUUGACAAUGCUAAUACAACGACAUUGAUUAUCGAUCGUUGUCUUGAUUACAAGGGCUGCUAAUAUCGAACAUGACCUUGCUCUGAAAUGCUAACGGAAUCGAUCCUGUUGGCUGAUUGCUCAAUCUGGUGAUCUUUGAGGUCCUGAUUGAAGUACACCGCCUUGAGCAUUUCACUUUUUUGUUUUUUCAAAGUGACGUAAUCUGUGAUCUGUUAAGUGGAGUGAGCAGUGAUGUCUUUUAAAAUUAAGAUGAAGGAAUGUCCUGUUGAUCUGUAAAAUGUCAACCGGUUAUCCACGAUAUUUACUGUAAAUUGGAUACAACCUAAUUCUAUCCACACACAAAACAACAUCCGCCCUUGGAGACUCACAAGUGGGCAGCCCCCCCCCCCCCCGAGGGCUUUUUUUUUUAUUUUCUCGGCCUCUGCACGACCGGGGGGGGGGAGGGGUGGUGGUGGUGGGGGUCGUGGAUCUCUUCAGUAGUUACGUAUACCAUGUGAGAGCAGGGUGCGUGUGUGGCGUGGUUUGCAGUUCUACAGUAGUUUCAGAUACCUUGUUCUAUGCAAGUCCUACAAAUCUUGAUUUAUAACCUUCACUAAUGUGACGUUAUGCACGGAUUGGCGUAAACAGGUCAAAUCGAUGGUCAGUUAACGUUUCCAGGUCAUAAGCAUGCCAUCUUCGUCGAUGCGGCUGUCGUGAUCAUACUGGCUACUGGCUACACUAUAAAUGCUUCUCUGCCGUCCAUGGUUAAUGGUUGUGAUGUUGCGUGCUGGGACCAAAGUGAGGCUGACAUCCUUGGGGGGGGGGGGGGGGGGGGGUAUGGUGGAACAUUUAAACUUGAUGGCAUCAUAUUUUGGGACAUUUGAAAACCAGACAUUAAAUACGGCAUUCUUUCUCCGGGCUUGGGAUCGGCUACGGCGGAGUUCGUCUAAAGCUUGGUAACUUGAUUAUGUUUUUAUGAAUCCUACUACUAGCAUCUACCCAUUAAGUGACAAACUACAAAACAGUUUGCUACAACAUUAUUAAUUAGUUAAAGCGUUAAAUAUAUAUAUCGUCAAAAUUACAAUUGGUGGGUGGUACUGUACAGUCCUCUCCUAACCUUGAAUGUAAGCACUAAAGAUUCUGUGUGAGCUAAGAAAUUGUAUCAUAUUAUAUUUCUUAUUUCUCCAUUACUAGAGAAAAUUGGUUAAAACUACUGUAAGUGUAAGUUAAGCUAUUCUUUUUUGGGUAUAACGCUUGUCUGUUGGCUUGAAUUGGGGAUAGCAAGCUAGCGUUUAUUCCGCACAUGACUUUACAACACUGGCCCGUCCUUUGGCAAUUGCCAGCAUACUCCAAGUAGCAUAAGUCUUCCUGUGUCAAAUACACAGCCUAGCUGCCCCCUUUCACCCUGGAAUCACCCUUACCUGUCUGACAACUUAAUGUUAGGUCAUAACAAUGUGUCUGUUUGAGCUGCUACUGCCUGCCAAUAUAGCUGGUUAGUCAUGACUAUAGUGUUGUGGUGAAUGAUAAGGAAAUAACAGAAGCCGCUACUGUAGUGCACAUUAUUGAUAUGUAUACCACCUCUGUUCCCCAUUUAACUGUGCCAUUUCGCAGUGUCAUUUGGCUCAAAUAUGUUCUUGUUCUUGUUAAUCAGAUUCUUUUACUUUUUUCGUUUUUAAAUACUAACACACCACAUGUGACAUGUCUAAUGAAAAUUAAUAGUUUCAGAUUACCAUUUUUUUAAAGAAUGAAAUAAGUGUUUCCGUUUAAAGUUGAUUGAUUAACAAUGGUUGACAUGAGGCUGGUUGGGUCCGUUGAAAAUAGAAUACGCUAUACCAUGAGGGCCCGCGAUCAGUGUAUUGAUCAUUCUGGCUCCUAUGUCAGACCUGCUUAUCCCCAAACUCUUAAAAUCGUACAACAUCAUCACAAAAUCCUUCCAUACAUUAUUAAAUAGUAAAAAAGAAACAUACAGUAUUUAUAAUGUAUACACCUCAAAAUCGUAUAUUGUACGCCAAAAUCGUAAGAGUAAACAGGUCUGCAUACUAUGUAUGUAGGAGCACAACACGUUUUUGGGAAUAACAAUAAUCUUUAAGAAGAUAAAAAGUUAAUCUCCACCCCACUCACCCCUCCCUUAAUUACCAGUCUCCCUUACACUCCAACUUUCAGAAAUCUAAAUUCUAUUUCUGUUAAUUUGAAAUCAAGCUUAACUGAAUGGGCCUAGAACUAUAAUUUGAAUUCUCAUCCUAACACUUAAUUUUUUUAAAAAGAAAUUACAUAAGAUACCAUUUCUUUAAGCCCAUCUUGACUGUUGGUCUGCACACUGCUAGUUUACAUUGUUAAGUAUCUUCCAUUUUUUUUUUUGCAUGUCUUUCUGUCUAAAGGUUUACAUGAAACUUUUUUGGUUUCCAUAGUUCGAGGAAAGGGCAGAGGUGCAGGUGGGGGAGCCCGGGGGCGAGGGCGGGGAACCAAACGGGGUCGAGGAAGCAGCCGAGCCAGCGAGCCAGGUGACAUGCGUAAAAGCCAUGAUACAAUCACUGCCAGAGUUCUGUCUGCAAGUCGUAACAGGAUUAAUGAGCUCAGGAAUAAGGUAACUUUGUUACUUGUGCUGCACAAAUUAUCUUAGUUAAAAUCCAUACAAAAGUUAGAGGUAAAGAACACAGUCUUGAUGACUUUUUCACUUUAUCAAAAUAUGAGGAAAUGUUUCUUUGUAGUUACCAUUAGCUCAGUUUUGUUACUUCUACUCCUUUGAAAUACUUUCUUUUCAAGUAUAUUCUUUUGUCAUUUGAGUUUUAAAUGCCAAAAGUGAUGUGUAACAUUUAAGAGUCAUCUAUAAAAAUGACAUCCUUUACACAUUCAGUGUCAUGCAAACAUUAAAAUUUGAUUUGAUUUGUGUCAUUUUGCUAAAAUGCUGAGAAACUUACUGCCUCAUUGAAACUUUUAAGGUUGAAGAGCUUAGGAUACAGAUCAAGGACUUAGAACAGGAGAACAGACUAUACAAGAAAAUGCAGUUUCGGCAGGAGAAGGCAAUCAGGGUUAUUGAAGAAAAAGAGAAUGAUCUCCCCAGUAUUUUAGACAAGCACAAUAAUGAAGUCAGGUAAGUGUAACAAAUAAAACAAAAAGAUACUCAUUUUUUCACCCUAUAAAGUUAGAUUAUCAUUUAAUUUUUAAAAAAGGUUAAAUAAAAAAAUGUAUUGUAGACAAAACCAUGUUUAUCAAUUGAAGUUGAAGUCCAAGAAAAUGAAAAUUCCCAUGCUAUUGCUAAGUAGGAAAUACAUACAAAGCAACAGGUGUUGAUUUCAUAUUAAUACCAACAUGCCUUCCCAAUGUAUUUUGCUAAAAUCAUAACAUGCCAAUCAAAAAUCUUAUUAUUUUCAAGGGCACUGAGGGAGCAGAACAGGAAAAUGAAAGAGAAAUAUGACAAGUCUGAUCGUUAUUUGAGAGAUGCUGAGGAUGAGUUGGAAAGAGUUAAAAAGAAAAUGAAUAAAUACAAGGAGAUGUGCGAACAGAAAGAGUUGAUGGAGAGAGAUGAACUGACAAGGAAACUUACCAAAGCUGAGCUCGACUUGGAGGAGAAAGAAGCCAAAAUUAGAGUAAACCUCAAAUCUUGUCAUUGAAAUCUGAGUCAUCUAAAAAUUAGUUAUAUAAAAAAAAUAUAUCUCAUUUUUUUAUGUUUCCUUAAAUUCAAGAAUAAUUUUAAAUUUCAUUUAUCAUUAAUUAAUUUACUUUCUUCUAUUAAACACAUUAUUUUUAAUCUUGUUGUAUUUAUAAGUAAAUUGGGGAGACAACAAAUUGAAGUAAAACUGGUGCAAUAAAAUUGACAUUUUGGAAAAAAUUCAGAUACAAUAUAAAUCAUAUCAACAAAGUUAAUAUUUUGGAAGAAAUUCAGAUACAAUAUAAAUCAUAUCAACAAAGUUAAUAUUUUGGAAGAAAUUCAGAUACAAUAUAAAUCAUAUCAACAAAGUUAAUAUUUUGGAAGAAAUUCAGAUACAAUAUAAAUCAUAUCAACAAAGUUAAUAUUUUGGAAGAAAUUCAGAUACAAUAUAAAUCAUAUCAACAAAGUUAAUAUUUUGGAAGAAAUUCAGAUACAAUAUAAAUCAUAUCAACAAAGUUAAUAUUUUGGAAGAAAUUCAGAUACAAUAUAAAUCAUAUCAACAAAGUUAAUAUUUUGGAAGAAAUUCAGAUACAAUAUAAAUCAUAUCAACAAAGUUAAUAUUUUGAAAGAAAUUCAGAUACAAUAUAAAUCAUAUCAACAAAGUUAAUAUUUUGGAAGAAAUUCAGAUACAAUAUAAAUCAUAUCAACAAAGUUAAUAUUUUGGAAGAAAUUCAGAUACAAUAUAAAUCAUAUCAACAAAGUUAAUAUUUUGAAAGAAAUUCAGAUACAAUAUAAAUCAUAUCAACAAAGUUAAUAUUUUGGAAGAAAUUCAGAUACAAUAUAAAUCAUAUCAACAAAGUUAAUAUUUUGAAAGAAAUUCAGAUACAAUAUAAAUCAUAUUAACAAAGUUAAUAUUUUGGAAGAAAUUCAGAUACAAUAUAAAUCAUAUCAACAAAGUUAAUAUUUUGAAAGAAAUUCAGAUACAAUAUAAAUCAUAUCAACAAAGUUAAUAUUUUGGAAGAAAUUCAAACAGAAUCAAUAUAAAUUUUAAUUAUAUCAAGAAAUUUACAAUUUUGGAAAGAAAUUGAAACAGAUACAAUAUAAAUUAUAUAAAAAAAUGUUACAUGCAUACCAAUGCAGCAAAGUACUAUCUACUGUUGUAGAAUCUACUGUUGUAGAAUCUACUGUUGUAGUAUCUACUGUUGUAGAAUCUACUUUUGUAGAAUCUACUGUUGUACAAGCUAAUUUUGUAGCUUUCUUUUAGACAGGACACAUUGGAAUGUCAAUGCCUUUUGUUUUUCAGGAGUUGCAAAGACAUGUAGAGACAUUAAAAAAGAACCACCGCCAUGAACUGGGUAUUGAAGCAGCAAGGCAAAAGGAUAUGAAAAAGCAAGUGGAAGAACUGACAGAGAAAAACUCGCAACUAGAAAGCCUGUUGAAGGUAUGGAUAUUCAUGCUAAUGGCUUUCAGAAGAUUUUAAAUUAAUUGUUUCAACUAUUCUUAAUUCUUACUUUGCACAAUAUCCAAUGGUUUUCUAGAUAUUUUUACACUAAUUUUAUUUAGAUUUUGAUUUUAUCUUCUUUUUAUCAUCAGCUUUUGUGCAUUUAUAAUGCUUCUUAUUUCUGUUUUGAGAUUAUAUAAUUUUGGAUGGGUCUAUCAGAACCAUGUUAUAAUUUAUGUUUAUGAUUGCCGUGAUAGUUAACUAGCUUCUUUUCCUUACCCUCUACUAGAGAGGAGAGUCUCAGCAUCCACUCUUUUUUGCUUGGGAGAUUGACAUAUUUGGAUGAAAUGAUUGUCUUCCUUCAAUCGUUUUCAAAUACUAGUCUGCUGCAUGAAAAAGAGAUGUUGAUCUUACUGAUCAGGGUUGUGCAAUGAAGCACUCUACAUACUGAAUAAAAAUACAUAAUUCUCACACAAUAUGAUGAAGUGCUACACUAUCAUUUAGUCCCUCACUUUUAUAAUAUCAUUUGAGUUUGAUUUUAAUAGUGUUCAUUUUAUAAAAUUCUUUGCUGUAACAGAAGAAAUCAAUUUUCAGGACAAAGAAAAAGCUCUGGAGCACAAGAACAUUUACAGUCGACCUCCAAGGUCAAGAGAUGACUCCCCUGAUGAGUCACCAAACCGAAAGCCUAAGAAAAAAACUUCUUCCAUGACCGAGCUGACACCUAGAGACAAGGCCAAGUUUUAUGCAGAUAAACGUAGAGAAGAGCUCCAGAAGCAGAAAGAGGUGAGAGAUGUGGUUAUGAUUGCUUCAAAUAAAUUUUUAAACAAUGCUACAAAAUAUACAGAAUGCAUCUGAUUUUGGUUAACAGCUGCUAUCUGAUUAAUUAAUUACUUUAACAAAAUUUAUUUUACAAAAUUGAGCUCUUUUUUUGCAAUGUGACUAAUUAUAAACAAGAGUUUAUUUUCCUUUAAAUUAAUUGAUGGCUUAUUUUUGUCACGAUGCAUAUUAAUCUCAUCUUAUAUGGUCAUAAAUAAAUCCUAUCAGUUAAUUUUUUGUUCUUUUUCAAUUUGUAUUCAAAAUUUUAAUUUGUAUAAGUAAUAUAAUUUUUUUUUGGGGGGGGGUUAAAAAAUUAACAUUAAUACUUUAUUAACUCAUUCCAUACGGCUGUGUUACUUCCGUACUUAAUCAAUUUUCACGAAUAAAAGGAAGUAAAAAUAUUUUACAAAUAAAAAUAGUUUGCAAAAAAGUAAAUCUGUUUAGCAAACUAUUUUUAUUUUUAAAAUAAUUUUUUAGCUGCUAUAUUUUAGCUGGCAUUAAGGGAACUAAGUAUAAAUGCAUCCAGAAAUGAAUUAGCUGUAAGAAAAAUAUAACAUUCACUGUAAAAAAAUAAAAAUUUGAUUUUUGGCACCUUGGACCGGAAUCCUAGAGGGAUGCCCGAUUUUAUUGCUAUUCUAAAAUAAAAAUAAGAGAGUUGUCAGGACGCGCAGGGAUACAUUUGGAUAUUUCUGUUGAAACCCCCCAGGACGCAUUUAGUCGCAAUCAUAGGGAAUGAGUUAAUAGGUUAUUCAUUUUUACAAAUAUUUUAGCAAGUUCUUUGAAAACUUUUAAAUAGUUAUAACAAAUAUUGAUUCUGCUCACUAAAUAAUUUCUAUAGAUUAAAGCUGAGCAAGAGAGAAAGAAACGAAGACUGUGGGAGGACGAAAAAAAAGAAGAGAAAAAAGAGAAGGAAAAAAACUAUUCAUCACCUCCAGAAUUUUCAUUCAAUACAGUAGAUAAGGAUAUUGAAGAGCGGGAAGAGAAUUCAAGACAAGAAAAGGAGGAGAAGCUGUGGAGAGAUAGAGAGAAUAGAGAGAAACAAGCAAAAGAAGAGAUUGAAAGAAAGCGUCAUGUACGUUUAUAACAAUUGUUUUUGUUCACAUCAUUUUACUAAAAAAAAAAUAUGUAGUGCAUCCUAAUAAAUAAAUAAACUUUCAGGAUAAUUUUAUAAGAAGUAUUGACUUUUUAUAAUCUCAUGAAUCCCUAUUGAUAAAAAUAAGAUGAAAAAAAGGGGGAUGCAGGUAAAUAACAAAAUAGCAGACUCAAAUCUAUUUAUAAAAUAUUUAAACCACAUUGCCUAGUUGGCACUAAUACUCUGUUCCAAGACAUCUUAAAUCACUGCUGAAUUAGUAUUUUGAUUUCAUAUUUUUAGUUCAUGAUAUUUUAGAAAUUACCAGAAUAUUUAGAAAUAGUUUAUAUUUUAUUUGCAGGAUCUAGAGAAAAGACAGAACCAGGAAAAUAAACUUAAGAGGGAGAGGGAAGAAAAAGAUCAGCAUGAAAGAGAAGAUAGAGAAAGAGGGGAAAAAGAAGAAAAGGAACAAAGGGACAGAGAAGAAAAGCUGCGAAAAGAAAAAGAACGAAAGGAAAGAGAGGAAUGGGAGAGAGAAAAGAAAGACAGAGAAAAGAAAGAAGCAGAAAAGGCAGAACUUGAAAGGAAAGCUCAAUUGGAGAGAGAGAAAUUGGAAAACGAUCCAAUCUAUUUGGAAGAGAGAAGGAAGAAAGAUGAGUUGUUGAGAAAACUAAAUGCCAUGGAUGGGGUGGGUAGCGGAGAGCCUGAUCCUUUUAAACCCACCUCUCCCAGCAAAAAGUCCAAAGAAAGUUCAAGAGCCGGUGGUUUUGGUGAUGGCAUGGACAGCCCCAGCAAGCGCAGCGAUCCCAAAGAGUACUCAUUCACCAAACCUAUAAAUAAUCUUCACCAGGGAAAACCGGCCCAUGAAGAUGUCUCUGUGCCAUAUUUAGAACGGCAACGACAGAAACGACAGGUGUCAAAUGAUAGCCUGGGUGCAGGAUACCAACCAUCAUUUGGGCCACCUAAAGUGGGUAAUGGUAUAAAAAAUAAUAACAAGCCCAAGUCUAUCUUUGAUGAUGAUGACGCCCUGGCAUUCAAGCCUGUUACUGACCACUCAUCUUCAAAGUCUACAACGAAAACUGACAAGCAGUCAACAAACCUUUUGGAAAAUCUGUUUGGCCCACAAGCCGCCACAAACAAAAAAGCUACAAACAAAAAAGCAGACGAGGACUCAUUUUUCUUAACUGAUCAUUCAUUAUCGCCUGGUGAAAAACGUGGCGGUACAAGCUCAAACACGGUUACAACAUUUCCUUGGGAUAGCACAACUUCCAACACAAAGGGGAAUAAAUCAAAUAAUGAGUCAGAAAGGGGAACCACUUUAUUUGGUGGUGGCGCUGCAUUAGUUGAUGAUGAUGUUUCAGCCCCUAAUAAAGUACUGCCUCGUAGACAACGGCAGGCGAACAUAAACACUUUUACCGCUAAACCAACAGUUAAUGCUGUGAGCAGCUUUGAUGAUGAAAUUGAAGAAGUUGUUAUAUAAAGAAGAGCAUACAUUUAUUUUAAACAAAGAACAUUGCCUUUUUUUUCUCUUUUUUUUUUGAGGCUUUACCAAAAAAUGGCUUGUGAUAUAUUCAUUGAAAAUAUUUCAUUUUCUUAAUAGUUGAAGAGCAUAACAAAAACUAAACGCUGUUAAAGUGAUGCAUAUAUAUUUAUUAUUUAAAAUUACUAAUUUUUAAGAAUGCUUUAGUUUUCACCCUGCUUUUCACCCAGAUAGCACUUUGUAAAGUUCACUUCUGAGUGUUAUUAAAAUCUAAUCUUUUAGGCAGGUAAAAUGCUCUCUACAAUAUCAUUGAUUUUUCAUUAUUCAUAUGUUUUGACUUGCCACUCUAUGUGACCUCAGAAAUAACGACAAUUUGUUGAGUUUGGUGCUGAUGUUCUCAAUAGCACAAAAUUUACAUUAAUUUUCUUUGUCUUACAAAAUGUAAUUUAUUUAAAAGUUGGUUAUAUUAAUGAUAUUAAAUUAUUUAUCUUUUUUCUAUAUUUAAAAAAAAUAUGCUUUAUAAAAAAUAUCAAAUUCUAAUAAUUCCAUGUUGGUACCAUGAAUAAACAAAAAUCACAUUUGUGUUAAAUUGUGUUUCUCUUGCAUUGCAUUUUUUCUCUUAUCAAUUUCACUAACUUUAGUAGCGCUAAGAAUUAUAUAUUUAAUGGGAAUUUCUUUUAAUGUAAGCUUUAAAAUGUAAGAGAUCUUUAAAAAAAAAUUUUAAUACUGGUAUAUAUUUUUCCUUUUUAAAUAAAAAUCAAGUUUGUCCUUAGCAAAAUGAACUUAAUCUUUAACUUUAAAGGAAUUUUUUAGCUUCCAUGAAAUAAAUUACCAACAGAAACCUCGUUUUGCUACUUUGCUCGCUACACAAUAGUCAAGCUGUUUUUAUUUUUGUAUUCUAUCAAAUCUUAUCAUGUCAAGUGAAAUACAAGUGCAGCUUUUCUUUUAUCUGUGAUAAAUUGUGAACUAAAAUUAAUUUAUAUUUCCUUAACUCCAGAAUAUGAUAACACAACUCAAUCAAAUAAAGUGUUACCAGAAUAAAUACAUUAGAAAUAGUUAUAUCACUUAUCAGGAAGGUUUGUGAAGUUUAGGGCAGGGGUGGGCAAACUACGAGGCAACUGAUAUGUGGCAUUUAGAAAUAUUUUUUAAAAAUUGUUUUAUUUAUUUUGUUGAAUUUUAAAGAAUUUCAUGUACCAUUACGAUUGUUUUAACAUUUUUGAUCAAAUUUCUUCCUAAUUUUCUAUUUUUUAAACAGUCCUUGACUUUUGUCAUGUAAUGCUAAAACGCGAAUUUAUCGAUUUUAUUAUAGAGAAAUUUUUAUCGACAUGUAAAAAUUAAACAUAAUAUACAUGCGGCCCCCCAUUAGCUUUACAUUUGUCAAUGUGGCCCUCCGCAAAAAAGUUUGCCCAUCCCUGGUUUAGGAUAAUGUUGUUCAUCCUUCGCAUGUACAUGACCAAAGAGAUAUUCAACUGUGAGUACGCAGGUGACCUGCCAGUCCUUUUUGUUGAGGGUAAGAUUAAACCCUUGGAAAACAAAUUUAUUGGAAACCCAUUGAAAGACAUUGCAAGUAAUGCAGCAUUUAUCUCUAACUCUUAUUGAAUGGGACAUUAUUUAAUACUUUGCCCUUUUUUACUAAUAAAAAAAGCAUUCCUUUUUAUAAAAUGACUGCUGAAAAUAUAUUUGCUUAGAAAAUCUUUACUUAGAUUACAUUACUGACAGAUAAUCGCGAUGAUUCUUUUUUUUUCUUUUUAAAUUAUUACAUCUUGGUCAGAGUUAUCUUUUCUGCAUUAUUGAAUAAGACACUCCAAUUGUGAAUGUUUUUCCAAGAUAGUCAAUAAUGAUCAUGAGGUAAAUAUAUUUUAAGAAUUGGGUGGAAGGAAAAUUAAAUUGGUUAUAUGAAUCAUGAAUCAAAAUAAAAUUUAAGUUCCAUUUGUCAAAGCAAGGUCAAAACCAUUUUUGACAAAUGGAAAAUUCUUUGAAUUAAAUUUUACCCUUUGUUAUUCAAUGAAAUUUGAACAUGUUUUUUUUUUUUAGUUGCAGUUGCAGUCAAAUAAUUUUGGUCCAAUUUUUUCAGACACAUUUCAUUGUUACCCUGUCUUUGAUUAUCCGUUCAAUAUCCAAGUUUAGUAGUUGUAUAUUCAAUAGGUAAUUCUAAAUUAUGAAAAAUAUACAGGUAAUCCUAAAAUAUAACUCGUUUAAAAAAAAACAGCAACUUCAUUCUAAGAAUUAAAAUCCUGAAGAGUUUAAAAAAUGCUAUUAUUAUUACACUAAAUCCAGAAGUGGUAAUGAAAUCUUUAAUGGAAAUAAUCAGAACUUAACUAUUUAUACUAAUUUGUGUUGUUGUUUUUUUAAACCUAAUUAUUAGUAUAUUUUUAGCUGCUUUGAUCUCUUCUAAGACCUAUUGCAUAAAUAUUUCCUUGUUUAUUGAUCAAAAUGUUUACCUUAAAC